Messenger RNA from Chiloscyllium plagiosum (whitespotted bambooshark), 1194 nucleotides. The record is from RefSeq and is a predicted model, not a curated record. NCBI's taxonomy places the organism in Eukaryota, Metazoa, Chordata, Chondrichthyes, Orectolobiformes, Hemiscylliidae.
UUUGGCCCGAAGGGUCUGCUUCCAUGCUGUACAUUUCUGACAUUCUGACUCUAUGACUGCACAGAGUGUGAAGAUAGACGAGUGAAGCUAUGGCCUGUGUCACUACCUACUGAUAACACAUUGCUCCUGACCAACCAAUCCCAACUGUUAUUUCACAGGGAUGGAAAACCUCUUUCUGUGCUGGUUGUUCUCGGUAUUUAAUCCCUGUCUGUUUGCAUGAGUGUAUCCCUUUCCACACAGACACAGCAGAUGAAUGGUUACCUUGCUGGUGUAGCUGCAGAUGAGUUGACUGAGUUAACCCCUUUAAGAGGGGAUAUGUGGAAGCAAACUCUGCACUGUCAGGAAAAACAGGAGUGAGACAAAGCCCUACAGAUCAAGGAAUUCGGAGGCAGUUCGGGAACUCACGGCACAGUAGAAAAGGUGCAUUUUGUUUGGUUUAUUGGCACAUCGUUUGGAAAUAAUUUUUCAACAGGACAUAUUGAAGCCUAGCACAACAGAGUGACAGCACACGCUCAUUGGUUGGUAAUAGCUGCUAAUGUGACCAAAAUAGAGACAUCGGAGCACCGAUGUGUUGUAUCUGCAAGAUGUGGGGGAUCCAUUCUGGUUCAAAAUGGGCACAUUUGCUGCUCGGUUGGUUUGGAAUAAUUGCUCUGAGUAUUGAGUGCAAAUCCUCGUGAGAUCGUUAAACUGAAUGUGUUCUUUCACAUCGAAACUAAAAGCAGGUGGAUUCAGGAAGUGCGGAGAGUGAACAUGGCAUCCGCACAGCAGCUCCUGAGACUGACCGAGGAGGUAAUUUGUCCCAUUUGUCUGGAUUUCUUCACCGAUCCGGUUACACUGGAUUGUGGGCACAACUUCUGCCGCUCCUGUAUCACCCAGAGUUGGGAAAAGAAGGAGAUAAACUCCUGCCCGGAAUGUAGAGAGGUGUUUCCGGAAAGAAACCUCAGGGUAAAUCGGGCCAUAGCGAAUCUGGCCGAGGAGGCUCGAAAAUUAAAGCUGUAUCCGAAAGAGAAGGAAAGUAAACCUCACUGUGAGAAACAUCAGAGAGAACUGAAGCUGUUUUGUGACACUGACAGGAAGUUGAUCUGUGUGAUGUGUGUCACUGCACCGGAACACAGAGAGCACCGCUUCAUACAGAUUCAAGAAGGAGUUAAAGUGUACAAGGCUAAACUGAAAUCUUCUUUAGAUUCUCUCACA